Messenger RNA from Medicago truncatula (barrel medic), 3038 nucleotides. RefSeq names its product zinc finger MYM-type protein 1. The transcript has 3 exons. Gene Ontology annotation, molecular function: protein dimerization activity. NCBI's taxonomy places the organism in Eukaryota, Viridiplantae, Streptophyta, Magnoliopsida, Fabales, Fabaceae. The coding region runs from base 166 to 2547 and encodes 793 amino acids. The record is from RefSeq and is a predicted model, not a curated record.
GAUGUUGGUUAUUUCACAUUCAUUGUACCCACAACUUGCCAACACACGUUCUCUCACUCCCCUUGUGAGUUGAGUUGUGACUGAGACAGACACUUUUUUUCAUCUCGCUUGACUCCCUCCACCGUUUGCCGACACCAUUCCUCUUGUUUUCGUCUUCAGGAGAUAAUGGAAAGAUUUUUUAAGAGCAAAUUGCCUGUGAAAAGGAAACUGCCAUCAACUGAGCAACAAACUAAUUCUCAAGAGCAACAACUAAGCCUUGUCUCACUAUCUCAAGAGCAUCAAAUUGAAGUUAAUUUGGAAGAGUUGCCAUUGGAUCCUGGGAAGCGGAUUAAAAUGUCAGCAUAUCAUCCUAAUGAUCGAGAUAAGAUACGAAAAUUUUAUCUACGAAAAGGACCAUUCCAGCCUACGAAACACGCUUUUCCCCAAAGAAAAAUGGGAAGUUCUUUAAGAAGAUUUUGCCCGUCUUGGUAUAUUGAGUAUGGGAAUUGGUUAGAGUAUAGUAUUGAAAAAGAUGCUGCUUUUUGUUUUUGUUGUUACCUUUUUAGGCCUGAUGUUGGAAAGCAAUCGGGUGGUGAUUCAUUUGUGACGGAAGGAUUCUCAAAUUGGAAAAAGAAAGAAAGACUUGCAUCUCAUGCCGGAGGUCCUAAUAGUGCUCAUAACUUUGCGUGGAAGAAGUGUCAAGAUUUCAUGAAACAAAAUCAGCAUAUUGAAGUUGUAUUAUCUAAGCAACAACCGGAACAAAUUUGUGACUUGUAUCUAAGCCGUUUAACAACUGCAAUUGAUUGCAUUCGCACUAUACUAAAGCAAAACGAUGACUCAAGUGAUUAUGUUGAUCAAGGUAAUUUCCUUGACCUUCUUAAAUUUCUUUUUGAGUGCAAAGAAUCAAGAAGUCUUGUUGUCUUGGAAAAUGCUUCAGAAAAUGAUCAAUUGAUCACUCCAACAAUUCAGAAGGAUAUUCUUAAUGUAGUUGCUUUGGAAACCACUAAUGCUAUUAUUAGUGAUCUUGGAGAUGAAUUAUUUGGUAUUCAUGUUGAUGAAGCUCAUGACAUAUCAAAUAAGUGGAAAAUGGUUGUUGCUUUGCGUUAUGUUAACAAAAAGGGAAGUAUUGUUGAACGUUUACUUGGUAUUGUUCACGUUAAAGAUAUUACAGCUUUAUCGUUUAAAAUGCAAAUUGAUGAAUUGUUUUGCAAACACGGGCUUCGUAUAUCAAGAAUUCGGGGACAAGGUUAUGAUGGUGCUAGCAAAGUGCCAGAGGUAUUUUCUGGUCUCAAAAGUUUGAUCUUGGAGGAGAACCCUUAUGCAUUUUAUGUGCAUUGUUUUGCUCAUCAAUUACAACUUACCUUAAUUGCUAUUGCCAAAAAUCACAUUCAAGUUGCCUCUCUUUUUAAUUCGUUGUCCACUUUAUUAAAUGUUGUUGGGGCACCAUGCAAGCAACAUGACGUGCUUCGUGAAAGACAAAUAGUCAAUGUUAGAGAGGCAUUGAGAAAAGGAAAAAUUCCUAGUGGACAAGGUUUAGAUCAAGAAAUUAGUCUUAAACAAGCUACGGAUACUUGCUGGAGUUCACAUUAUGUAAGUCUGAUCAAUUUGAUAUUAAUGCAUUCUGAUAUAAUUGAUGUUCUUGAAAUUGUGAAAGAAGAUGCAUUAAAUUCAGAUCAAAGAGCUGAAGCCAAUGGUCUUUUACUUUUGUUUGAGGAGUUUGAUUUUGCAUUCACAUUGCAUAUGAUGAAAAAUGUCUUGGGUAUAUCAUAUGAAUUGUCGCAAACAAUUGAAAGAAAAGACCAAGACAUCAUUAAAGUUAUGAAUUUGGUUGAUAUAGUGAAGCAACUGUUACAAACUAUGAGGGAUAAUGGAUGGGAGUCUUUAUUGCAAGAAGUAAUUUUAUUUUGUAAUACGCAUGCCAUUAAUAUUCCUCGCAUGGAAAAUAUAUUGUGUCCUAAGGGGAAGUCACGACACGGGGACAAAGCUCAAGCUAUUACAAUAGAGCAUCAUUAUCGUGUUGAAUUAUUUUAUACUAUUGUGGACAUGCAACUUCAGGAACUUAAUGAUCGUUUCACUGUGACAAAUACUCGGUUGCUUCUUUGUAUGGCUUGUUUGAGUCCAACUAAUAAGUUCUCUACUUUUGAUAAGACAAGGGUGAUGGAAUUUGCAAAUUUUUAUCCUCAUGAAUUUUCUCCUAUUGAGUUACUAAUGCUUGAUGAUCAACUUGAGAAUUACAUCACUGAUGUGCGUAGUGAUGAUGAAUUUGCAUCUUUAAAAGGAAUCAGUGAUCUUUCUGAAAAGUUGGUCAAGACUAGAAAACAUAUUGUUUAUCCAUUAGUUUAUCUUCUUUUGAAGUUAGCUAUGAUUUUGCCUGUCGCCACAUCAACCACCGAAAGAGCCUUUUCUGCUAUGAAGUUUGUGAAGAGUACAUUGUGUAAUCGAAUAGCAGAUGAAUGGAUGAAUGAUUGUCUAGUGGCUUAUAUUGAGAAAGAUGUGUUCAACAACAUUGAUAAUGAGGUGAUCAUUCAACAAUUUCAAAACAUGAAAUCGUGUAAUGAACAAUUAUAAGUUAAUAUUAUUUUAGGCUGAUAGCUUCUACUAGGCCACAUUCAUCAUAUCAUAGAAGAAAAGUGAAAGAAGAUAUAAGCUCUCUCAUUGGUCUGAUCAUUUUGAAGAACACCGCAAGUUAUGAAGGAGCAGGCACAAGUAUUGAAUAGCUAGCUCAUUGCAACUUUCAGGAGCAUCACACUAUGUCUUCCAUAAAAGGAUACCAAAAUAUUGGAACAUUGUUUUUGUCGGUAUUGUUACUGUGGUCAUUCAUCUGAUCAUUUGAUGUUAUUUGCGAUGCUGAAUAGGAAGCAACAAUCUAAGAGUCUUGAAUCCGUCUCAGCUAUAUGAUUUUGUAAAUUAACUUUCAGGUAACAGUUGGAAUUCCUUUAUUUUAUCUGUUUUUCCCUUUAGUUAGGCGUUGUUCAGGAGUUAUAGAAAAAAUAUCUUAUUUUCGUUCUUAUGAGGCUUGUUCAAUCUUUUUGAAUGAAAUUACUGGUGGUGUUUUUUUA